Poecilia latipinna (sailfin molly) is the source of this 2712-nucleotide messenger RNA. Its product is annotated as B-cadherin-like. NCBI's taxonomy places the organism in Eukaryota, Metazoa, Chordata, Actinopteri, Cyprinodontiformes, Poeciliidae. Gene Ontology annotation, cellular component: plasma membrane; adherens junction; cytoplasm. The record is from RefSeq and is a predicted model, not a curated record. The transcript has 14 exons. The annotation marks the transcript as partial. Gene Ontology annotation, molecular function: calcium ion binding; cadherin binding; beta-catenin binding. Gene Ontology annotation, biological process: adherens junction organization; cell migration; cell-cell junction assembly.
UUUGUUUCUUUGGAUGUUCCACAGGUUCCCAUUCUGUAUUUCCCGAAAUCUAAUCCAGGGCUGAAGAGGAGAAAGAGAGACUGGGUUAUCCCUCCUAUGAAUGUUGCUGAGAAUCACAGAGGACCUUUUCCCCAGGAAGUUGUUCAGAUUCGCUCUGAUGCCGAUAAAACGAAGAAGAUCUUUUACAACAUCACUGGUCCUGGAGCUGAUGAGCCUCCUGUUGGACUUUUUACCAUGGACAGAGACACUGGUUAUCUGUAUUUAACACAGGGACUGGACAGAGAGAAACAGGACAAAUACACGCUUAAAGCCCAUGCUGCGACAGCGGGAAGUACUGAAAGUGCAGAGGAUCCUAUGGAUAUUAUAAUCAAUGUAAUUGACCAGAAUGACAACAAACCUGUUUUCAAACAGUCUACCUAUAAGGGAGAAGUUCCAGAGGCCUGCAAAAAAGAUUUUGAGAUGAUUCAAGUUGUGGCCACAGAUGCUGAUCAGCCAGAUACUGACAACUCUGAUAUCAGGUACCGUAUAAUGAGUCAGAAGCCAGAGCAGCCCAGUCCCAACAUGUUUACCAUCAACCCAACAACUGGAGUCAUCAGAGUCAACGAAGCUGGGCUGGACCGAGAGAAAGUCCCUGAGUAUGAACUGGAAGUACAGGCAGCUGACAUGAAGGGAGAAGGUUUGACUACAUUAACCAAAGUGAUGAUCAAAGUGACGGACAUCAACGAUCACGCUCCGGUCUUUACAAAGUCGGAACAUACAGCCACAGUUGAAGAGAAUAAGGUAGAUGAUGUAGUUGUUAAGAUGGAGGUGACAGACGGUGAUGAGCCUCAUACUCCUGCCUGGAAUGCAAAGUUCAGCAUCAUUAAUGGAGAUCCAGGAAAUCUAUUUACUGUGAAAACAGGAACAAACAAACAAGAAGGAAUCAUCACUACUGCUAAGGGUCUGGACUUUGAGAAAGCCAGUAAGCACACUCUGCUGGUCACAGUGGAGAAUGAAGCUCCUUUUGCUCCUUCUGUUUCGUUGGGAAUUUUCACUGCUACAGUGGUGGUGACUGUGAAGGAUGUCAAUGAACCUCCCAUUUUUGAAAUAGAAGAGAAGCAUGUUUCCAAAAGUGAGGCCCUUGCUGUGAACAGCACUGUGGUGCAGUACACGGCUUCUGAUCCAGACACUGGACGCAAACAGAAAGUCAUGUAUAAGGUAAUCAAGGACCCAGCUAAAUGGCUCAAUGUCGACAAGGAAACCGGAAUAAUCACAGUGAAAAGCCAAAUGGACAGAGAAUCUCAACUUGUCACGGAGGAUAAAUACACAGCCCUGAUUGGUGCAUAUGAUGAUGAUCAGAUCCCAGCUACAGGAACCGGAACUUUGAUUAUCAAGCUUGAAGAUGUCAAUGACAACCCCCCCAGCAUUGUUGAUCGCGUAUUUGAGAUGUGUAACAAGAAACCAAUUCCUGUGGUGCUGAAUGUAACAGAUAGAGAUGGAACAGGUUUUACUUUUCCAUACAAUGUCAACCUACGGGACGCUUCAAAGGCCAACUGGACUGCUAAGAUGAACGAGACUGGCACAGGCAUUAUCAUAAAAUUAAAGUCUAAUAUUGAAGAAGGAAACUACAAGGUGGCCAUGAAUGUUCAGGACGUCCUGGGUCUGUCACAGGUCAGCACUGUCACAGCUAAAGUGUGUGACUGCACUGGAACACCAAUCUGCAAGAAAGCAGAAUCAAGAGCUACUGGCGCCAAUCCUUGGGUCAUUGGGGGAGUUCUUUUAUUGGUGCUGGUGGGAACUGUGAUUGCCUUGGGUGUGUUUUUGAAGAAGAAAGGAAAAACUGGAGUGAUAGAUGAAAAAAGUGAUGAUGAUGAAAGGGAUGAGCUUGUUCUUUCUAAUGAAGAGGGAGGUGGAGAGAGCAUUCAGCAGAAUUAUAGUGAGAGUGUUCUCCACUUUGCUCUGACCAACAAGUCUGACAUGUCCAGGGUCGUCAUGGCUCCUCCACUUGAAAGUGGUCCCCGGUACAGACCUCGGCCAACCGACACAGAUGAUAUCGCCGAGUUUAUUGACCAUAACCUGAAGGUGGCAGAUACAGACCUGACUGCCCCCCCCUACGACUCCCUGCUGGUGUUUGAUUUGGAAGGAGGCGAUUCUGAGGCAGAAAAACUCUCGUCUCUGUACUCCUCGAGCGACGGAGACCAGGACUACGAUUCCCUCAAAGAAUUUGGCCCUCGCUUCAAGAAGCUGGCCGACAUGUACGGAGGAGGAGAUGAUGACAUGAUGUAAAUGUUCCCACACUGUGAGAAAAAUUGCUGCAUGCAUGCAGUCUAACUGUGAUACUUUGUGAAAUCUAUAUCUGUGUGAUGUGUGUAUUCAGUCCUAUUUUUUCUCUGUAAGCUGUUCUUCAUCAGGGUCUUCAGGUUAAAGCCUUACAUUAGUUUUAGUUCUUCAUUUAUGAUUCUAUUCUCUAUUAUACAUAUGCACUUGAAAGCUCAGUUUUGCUGGUAUGAUUUGUGGAGAAUGUAACCAAUAUAGUAAGUACUUUGCAUCUUGUUUUUUUUUUUUAUUAUUAAUCUUUCCAUCAGUGUUUAUUUUUCAGUACCAUGCAAAGUUCAACAGCCAUUGUGCCAUUAACAAGAAUUGAUGAGAUUCAUAUUUUUGUACAAAAAAAGAUGUCUUCAGUAUUUGAAGACAACAUAUGACAAAUUAUUUUUAAUAUUAAAUUCUUUAACU